AUGCGAUGCGCGAGCAAGGCCGCCGAGAGCGCGUCCGCACGUCUCUGUGCGGACGCCGAAGCAGAAACCACAGCAACUGAUGCCUCAUCGGUUGUUGAAGCGAACCAGCCUGUGUCACUUGGUGAUGCAGGCGCUGGUCAUGAAGACACUCGUGUCUUCACAGAGUACGAGCUCGGUGUCUCGUACUCUCCUGAUACGGAAGACGGAUCCGUAUCGACGGCGAUCGAAUCCAAGCCGCCUGCCAAGCGUGGCAUGGAUGAUGCUAUGCGUCGUAGCAUCUUUGGUUCAUCUGACGAAUGA
This is a messenger RNA of Peronospora matthiolae, 300 nucleotides long. The record is from the annotation of a GenBank genome assembly. NCBI's taxonomy places the organism in Eukaryota, Oomycota, Peronosporomycetes, Peronosporales, Peronosporaceae.